GCUUUUGCCCCCUUCCUCGAAACCCUACUAUAAAAUUUCUAGGGCUCUAAAACACUCCCUUCUCUGAUACAUCAGCAGCAGACAGCAGCAAAGACUCUUUCUCCGCCGAAGGUGAAGAAUCGGAGCAGAGAAGAAAAAAUGGACGCAGGUGUAGUGGCUGCCCCAGUAGAUGCAAGCGCAGAGAAUAAGGUUCACAGUGAUGUUAUGCUUUUCAAUCGCUGGACCUACGACGAUGUCCAGAUCAAUGACAUCUCUGUUGAGGAUUACAUCACAGCAACUGCUUCCAAGCAUCCAGUUUACAUGCCGCACACAGCUGGCAGAUACCAGGCUAAGCGUUUCAGGAAGGCCCAGUGCCCAAUUGUUGAGAGGCUCACCAACUCUCUGAUGAUGCAUGGACGGAACAACGGAAAGAAGCUAAUGGCUGUCCGUAUCAUCAAGCAUGCAAUGGAGAUCAUUCAUUUGUUGACUGACCAGAACCCAAUUCAAGUCAUUGUUGAUGCCGUCAUUAACAGUGGGCCAAGGGAAGAUGCAACUCGUAUUGGUUCAGCUGGUGUUGUGAGGCGUCAGGCUGUUGAUAUUUCUCCACUUCGCCGUGUUAACCAGGCGAUUUAUUUGCUGACAACUGGUGCACGCGAGAGUGCUUUCAGGAACAUCAAGACCAUAGCUGAGUGCCUUGCAGAUGAACUCAUAAAUGCUGCCAAGGGUUCUUCAAACAGCUAUGCCAUUAAAAAGAAAGAUGAGAUUGAGAGGGUUGCCAAGGCCAACCGUUGAAGAGGUCGAUAUUGGAGAACUAUUUACAAGACAGUUUUGGGUUAUGUUGUUUUCUCAUUUCUUUUGUCAUGUAGUAUUUUAGCCUGUCAUGGAAAUGAAAGGAUCCAAUUAUCAGCAUCUGCUAUUCCUUGUUGAGUUAAUUUCUUGGAUUAUUUUACGUGUUUAAACUUGAUAUGCUUGGAAUUGGUAUAGGUGUUAAAAUUUGAA
Molecule: messenger RNA, 978 nt
Organism: Nicotiana tabacum (common tobacco)
Lineage: Eukaryota; Viridiplantae; Streptophyta; Magnoliopsida; Solanales; Solanaceae
Product: small ribosomal subunit protein uS7
Biological process (GO): translation
Cellular component (GO): small ribosomal subunit
Molecular function (GO): RNA binding; structural constituent of ribosome
Source: RefSeq, a predicted model, not a curated record